Messenger RNA from Phaedon cochleariae (mustard beetle), 1899 nucleotides. The record is from the annotation of a GenBank genome assembly. Lineage: Eukaryota; Metazoa; Arthropoda; Insecta; Coleoptera; Chrysomelidae.
AUGAAUUCAUAUUUUGAUAGUGAUGAAGAAAUCGCUUUUGGUCCAAUUAGCUUGAAGGAAAUCAAAUUCGAUUUGAAUAGACCCAGAUUCAAAAAAGUAGACAGAAGACAUACUACUGCCCUCAAAAUAAUAGAUAACAAGGAGGCCAAAAAAGAGCCUGCUCCUGAAGAGACAAUGAAACCUGGAAUUGAAAAUAUUUCUCCUGUUCCUGACGAUUAUUUCACGGCGAUAGAUUCUGCCAGAUCAGAGUUUUGCUCAGGAAACAGAAACUGCAUUCCUGAUUCAUCUGUUUACUUUACAGCUGCUGAAAGUACAAUGGCUUCCCAAAAUACAGACUGUCCUUACCUAUCAGCAGAAAAUACAAUGUGUUUCGUCAAUGCUGCAUUGAACCUCAAAACAGAUUUUGAUUUAGAAGGAGACAUGUCUAGAAUGCUGGUGGAAAAUACUGUCUAUUCACAAAGUAAUAUUCCUGUAGAGAAGCUUGAUGAAAGCCGAGAUGAAAGCAGUUGCUCCAACACCAGUGGGAAUUGUGCCAAAGUUUCCUCUGAAAAUAGCAACUGCAAGAAAAAUGCCACUUGCAUAUUAUCAGAUAGCCUAGAUAGUGCAGAAGAUGAGGUUAUUAUUAUUCUUUCUAGUGAUGAUGAAUCUUUUGAUGAAAAAGUUGAGGAACAAAGUGAUGAGCAAUCAAUUUUGAAAAUGAAGGAAGAAAAUCCCAGCCACAUCUUUGAUGUGAGCAUUGAUCAAGAUAACUAUUCCUCAGGAAGUAGCAUAGAUGAAGAAAUUGCUCUAAGGCUUACUAUCAGUAGCAAUUCUAUAUCUGAUGAGGAGGUAAAUGAAAGUGUGAACAGCAAUGAUUGUCUACUAGAUUAUAAAGAUAUUGAAAGGGGGAGUUUACUGGAUGAAUAUCCAGAAGAUGGCAAAAAUAUCCUGAGUGUAAUUCCUGAGGAAACAAAGUCUACAUAUGACCUUAUGGAGACAAGAAAAAAUACAAUGGCAUCAAUUGAGGCAUCAGUCAAUCCCUCUACUUCUUGUAGAAGGAGUCUUUCUGAUAGUUUUGUCUCAGCUGAGGAAAAAGCAGAUAAAGAUGAAACGCCAGGAACAAGAAACGAAAGGGAUAUUUCCGGCAUCACCUUACCAGAAAUUGACUUGGCACAGUUUGAUGAAUCUAGUCAACUCAAUGACACUAUUGAAUUGAUGGACAGGAUGUUGAGACAAGCGGAACAAGCAGAAAGUACCAGAAAUAGAAAAGAAGAAGAAAAAGAAAAUCAAGAUAUCGAAAAUAAUUGGCGUUUGAAGACAGACGAUAUAAUUUCCGCGUCUUUUCUGCAACAGGAAACUGCCCAUACGAAAGAUAGAAGCCCUUGCGGUAGUCAAAAAAGCCGCAUACCAACGUUGAGAAGACGAUCACAGUCGCUGGAUGAUUUCAAGGUUCCUCAGACUCCUUUGUCCCAAAAAACGCGUAGCGCUUCGAAACCAUUAACCGGUUUCAAAAACAUUGCCAGCCCUGUAGGGCUCUAUAUCAAAUACAGCCCGAAGCCCUUGUUGCGGCAAAAUGUCAUUCACAAAGAGAUUUCUACACAGGCGACACCUACCACAACGAAAACCCUGAAAAACAAAGACUUGAAUAAAGAAAUAGGUUUUGUCAGGUAUAAACCAGCGAAAAAGCAAGUGUGUACAAGUGGAAAUAAGCUGUUUUGUCCCCCCUACAUACAAAAGAUGAUGAAGGAUCCCUUGGUUAUCAAACAUGAGAAAAAGAUAGUUAAGCAAGAGUCCAGCUUUAUAACCGAACAAAAAUUAUUGGCGAAUGACCUUACACGACCUUCCAUAAGCGAUAGUUUGCUGAAUGACUCGAAUCAAGAUGUGUCAAUACUGAAGGAAAAAACCGCUCUCCGGAAAUGA